Messenger RNA from Amaranthus tricolor (Joseph's coat), 2949 nucleotides. RefSeq names its product cytochrome P450 81Q32-like. Bases 1018 to 2589 code for a protein of 523 amino acids. Gene Ontology annotation, molecular function: oxidoreductase activity, acting on paired donors, with incorporation or reduction of molecular oxygen; monooxygenase activity; heme binding. NCBI's taxonomy places the organism in Eukaryota, Viridiplantae, Streptophyta, Magnoliopsida, Caryophyllales, Amaranthaceae. The transcript is spliced from 2 exons. The record is from RefSeq and is a predicted model, not a curated record.
CCACUUUAGAAUACGUUUUAUUUUUAGAAAGUUUUUAUCUCACUUUUACCCCUUAAAAUCUCCCUUUUCUUUUAAUGUACCCAUUUUCUUUUAUUUAUAAUUAUUUUCUCUCUCAUACUUCCAAUACAAUCAUUACUUCACACUACUAUUUAAUUAAAAUAAUACCCACUACAACCUCAUACUUCCAAUACAAUCAUUACUUCCCACUAUUAUAUAAUUAAAAUAAUACCCACUACCACCAAAGAUUCUCUUUUUCUUAAUCUUUGUGAAAUACCCAAAUAGGAAGAACAAAUAGGAACGAAGGGAGUACUUUUUUUAAAGAAUGGAUAGAGUACCACAAGGGAUUAUUUGGUAGCUGAGAAUGGAAAUUGUAAGACUUAAAGUUGAGACUUAAGAAUUAGGAUGAAACUUAUAUGAGACUUUAAGAAAAAAUGUCUUUUAUCUUUUUUUUGGUAACUGAUGAGAAUAAAUUAAAAAAGUACAAAUUUGCCCUUACUUAUCAGUCUAGAUAAUGGAUUUCAUUAAUGGCAAAUUGGUUAUUUUAUGCAAAUUUUAUGUCCCAACCCCAACAUCUUUGAAAACGUGAAAGAAAUAAAUAUUAACAAAAAGAAUUAAAAAUAUAUAUAUUUUGAGUAAACUUAAUUUUAAAAAUAAUCGUUUUUAUGUAUGAGUCUAAGGUUAGGUUAGUUUGCAGUUACUAACAGCGAACAAAAAAAUUACUCAAAAAAAGUUAAAAUUAAAUCAAAAUUGUUUAUAACUGCGAACUAACGGCCUAUCCUUAAGCUCAGACACAGAGGCACUUAUUUUUUAAAUUAACUUUGAAGUUUUUUUUUUUUUUUUUUUUUUUUGUUUUUUUAAUAGAUUGGCUAGGCAUAGCUACUCCUAUUAAUUAGUAUGAGUGUUUGUUGACCGUUCAAUCCUAUCACAGGCAAGUUUGAACCGCUUGCAAACUACUAGUACUUUCAUUACGUAUAUUCAAUCAAUCUAAAUAAAAAUCCUUCAUCUUAACAAAUUAAGAUGGAGCAAUUAUGGCUCUUUUCCUUAGUAAUCUCCAUUGUUCUACCACUAAUCUUCUUUUUCAUCACUAAUUACCACAAAACCCAACAAACCCAAAACAUUCAUAAAACUCCGCCACCAAGUCCUCCAUCUCUUCCCAUAAUAGGCCACCUUCAUCUAGCCAAACAAGGCCUACUUCAUCAAAUCUUACAAAAAAUUUCAUUAAAGUAUGGUUCAAUUUACUCUCUUAAAUUUGGGUAUCGUCCCUUUGUUAUCAUAUCUUCCCCAAAUGUGGUUGAAGAAUGUUUCACCAAAAACGACAUCGUUUUAGCCAAUAGACCUCAAACUCUCGUUGGAAAGCAGCUUCAUUAUAAUUGGACUACCAUUGGAGCUGUAUCAUAUGGUCCUCUAUGGCAAAACCUGCGUAAAAUAACCUCUCUUGAACUUUUCUCGACGAAUCGAAUGAACACCUUUCAAUCCAUUAGAGUAGAUGAAGUUAGAUCUUUGGUUAAAGGCUUGUUUGGAUGUACCAAAGAAAAGUUUACUAAAUUUGAGAUGGGUUCUAAAUUUUAUGGGUUAACGAUGAAUAUUUUAACUAUGAUUUUAACUGGGAAAAGAUACUUUCUUUCAGAAAUUGAAAGUAAUAAUAUUGGGGAUCAAAAAGAAGCUGAGAAAUUUAUUGGGCUUAUUAGAGAGAUCUUGGAGCUUAAUGGGAUUUCUUCAUAUUUGGGAGAUUUUAUGCCAUUUUUGAAGUGGGUGUAUUCAGUGAAGAAAAUGGAGAAAAGAAUUAUUGAAGCAAGGAAUAAAAUGGAUGAUUAUUUAGAUGGUUUGAUAGAAGAGUGUAGAAAGAGUAAAAAUGGGUAUGAUUCAAGUGAUAAAAGUCAGAAAAUUGCUUUGAUAUAUAAGUUGCUAGAUCUUCAAGAGUUAGAGCCUCAAAAUUACUCUCAUCAAAUCAUCAAGGGAAUCAUUAUGGUAAUGCUAAUAGCAGGAUCAGAUACAUCCGCAGUUACAAUGGAAUGGGCACUAUCAUUGUUACUUAAUCACCCAAAUGUACUUAGAAAAGCAAGAGAAGAAAUAGACAAUUAUAAAGGAAAUGAUCAACUAGUAGAAGAGCAGGAUCUCCCAAACCUUCCUUACAUCCAAUGCAUCAUCAACGAGACGCUCCGACUGUUCCCUGCAGCUCCGUUGCUAGUUGGGCAUACAGCAUCAGCAGACAUAACAGUUUCAGGAUAUCAUAUUGAAAAGGGUACUACUUGCUUGGUUAAUGCAUGGGCAAUUCAUAGGGAUCCAAAAUUAUGGGAUGAUCCUUUGAUAUUUAGGCCUGAGAGAUUUGAAAGACUGACUAGCGAUGAUUAUAAAUACAGUUUAAUCCCAUUUGGGUUAGGGAGAAGAUCUUGUCCUGGUGCUAAUCUUGCUAAUAAAGUUAUAGGACUUACUUUGGCUACUUUGAUUCAAUGCUUUGAUUGGAAAAGGGUUAAUGAGGAAGAUGUGGAUUUAAGUGAAGGAAUUGGUCUUACUAUGCCUAAGGCUAAACCACUAGAAGCAAUGUGUAGAGCUCGUCAAACCAUGAUCAGUGUACUUUCUAGUAUGUAACAAUUUGAGAUAAUAAUUUUAAGAUUUCGCAAUUACAAAAACUUGUUGAGACGGUCUCACUGUGAGAUGCGCUUUAUAUAUAGAAUAAAUAGAUUAAUAGUAUUAAUUAUUAAUAUCGUAUAUAGACUUCUUGUUUUGAGGUCUCUUUAUCAAGAGAAUGUCUCUUAUAAGAGUUGCUCUUUUGAAUUUUAAAAUUAGCGAUGUUUUCUGUUGCGGCUUCUUAAAUUAAUAAAUUUAUGGACAAAGUCACAUACGGCCCGUUUGGUUGAUGGUAAUAAAGUAAUGAGAAUGAAAUGUUGUAAUGGCAAUAGUAAUGAAGGAAUGGAUAUGAGAAUUGGUAAUGAGAUUCUUUUUUUCGGU